UCUCACGGCACACUAGAUCGCAGUGCGCGCCGCUUGACGAUCAUUCCUCGAUCGCCGAUUGUUUUUUAGGCAUGUUAACGUGAAAAACAAAUAAUCCCAAUCGGCCCUGACGCAGUACAACACGAAAUCCGAAUCGGUGAUUGUUUUCAUUGACUCUUUAGAUUAGAUGUGAAGACAUUUCACGGUGAAAUAGUGCUUCUGUCCGCAUCAAAAUAAUGUUUUUCUCGAGAUGUCCUCCGAAACGCCCGAAGUAAUGACGGCAUGAAAGAAAACCUAAUUCUUCUUCUACUCCUGAUCACUGCUCGAGCCGAUAACUCCGUCCAGAAUGACCGAUGCCAAAGCAGAGUUCUUUCUCAUCCAACCAUUCCCGCCAGACUGAACCAGAACAUCACCAAGCUAGCAGAAACCAUAGACCAGAGACUGUCGCGAAGUGAGAACUUCUCUUCGGUAGCCAGGGACUUGUUUCUGGAGAACGGGGCCAUGCUAGGGGUAGCUGCUAUGUCCCCUAGCAACGAGUACGCUCUAGCGCUCAACGUUUCCAAGAGGCUCAAGAUUUUUCCCAACCGCACGGUUGAGACGGAAGUGUUUUGGACUUCUCUGAAUAUGAGCAGGAGCGGUUGGGGCAGAGCAUUCAAAGACUGUGAUUAUCUGAGGACUUGGGUUUACUGUUUUGUAUUGAAGACUUCAGGUAGAAGUGUAGGCGUUUUCGUUAAAAUCGAUGUGAACCAGUGUGACGAUAGGCAGAGGGAGAUUUUCAAUGGUACUCAUAAGUGUCAUAGGGAUACGAUGGAGUGUGUCAACGAGGAUCAUUCGGCAGAAGAGGUAGGAAGAUACCGAUGCGUGUGUCGUAAAGGCUUUUACCAUCAGAGUGCAAAUUCAUCCUGGAAGGGUUUCUCCAGCGAGGACGUGGAAGCAGGCAGAAUUGAUAAUUUACGGUGUCUACCAUGUCCCGAAGGAUGCGAAGACUGUGGCCCAUUUGGCAUCUGCAACAUCCAGAAGGAUGUCUACCUGACGACCGCCAUCUUGUGUAUUCAACUCGCUUGCAUGGCCGCCGUCGUAGUCAUGUCGCUGAUCGUCUUCAAACAACGUAAAACCAAAGCCAUCGCAACUGGUAUGUGGACCAUCUUGGAAACAAUUCUUAUAGGAAUUUUCAUCUUGUAUACAACAGUAGUUGUUAAAUCAUUCGAGCCAUCAACAGUCCAGUGUCUUUUGGAGCCGUGGUUCAGGGAAGUCGGCUUCGUCAUCUGCUACGGUGCCAUCAUCCUCAAACUGUACCGUCAUCUGAUCGAAUUCCGCACAAGAAAAGCGCACAGAUGGGUCGUCAAAGAUACCGAUCUACUCAAAUAUCUCCUCAUCAUGACUAUGUCGGUAUUGGGCUACAUGGCUGCCUAUACUUCGAUCACCCUGAACUUUAUGCAAGAAAACUACAGCCUCCUCUAUGUGGGAAGGACUCUCGAUGGUGAAAGUUACUAUGCUUGCAAGUACCUCUGGUGGGAUUACGUCACAGAAACCGGCGAAUUGAUCAUACUGAUUUUCGGGAUUCAUCUGAGUUAUGCCAGUAGGAACGCCAGAACGCAGUUUCAUGAAAGAACUUUCCUAACUGUCGCCAUCAGCCUAGAACUAGCAGUGAGCACAGUGUUCUAUAUGGCUCGCGCUGUCUUCUUACCCGGUCUACAUCCCGACACGAUUUUGAUCAUCUACUGCGUCAGGACGCAGGUAUCGCAAACCAUGGCGCUGCUGCUCAUUUUUGUACCCAAAUUCUGGUAUCAGCAGAAGCAAGUCAGGAAUCUGGCUCAAGAGUAUUCUUGCAGGUUACCGGUGGACGCUUUCAAAGAUGUCAACGCACACGGUCCACUAACGAGCAACAACAGCGACGCUGACGUCGGCGAAAUAACUCUGGCAGACAUGAGUCCUGACGAUAUCAGGGCCGAACUGAAGAGGCUAUAUCUGCAAUUGGAAAUUUUCAAGAGCAAGACCAUCUGUCGUGAUAACCCACACAUAUCGAAACGUAGAGGUGGCAGGAAGGCACAACAUAGGAGAUUCAGUUUACAGAAAAAGGGGAGUAGAGAGAAGAGGGCGGAUUCGAAAAAUUUACAUGGGAAGCAUCGGGAUAAAGAACGUCAGAAGCUGCAAGAAGAAGUGACCGAAGUAGAAGUGUCAAGAACGCCAGAGGACUCUGUAUGUAGCAACGAAGGCCCUAGCGCCAUCUACGCCGAUUUACCAUCUUCGACCAACCCUAGCGAUCACAAAUAAAUGUCCAAAGAACUAAGAUCCAAAGAUGAUAGACCAAACCAGCGAUUUAGGUUCAUAGACUUGAUUCAUAUUGCAUCAUUCUGUAGGAUAGGAAAAUUAUGUCAACACUAAACUUGAGAAUUGAUUCAGUGAACAAAUUGUGGAGGGAUUUAUUGCGUCACAUUUCCAACCACGUGAUCGCCCAAGCACCCAAAAGCCAUUUUCCAGUUCCUCAUCGUCGACGGAACCGCAAAACCAAGUAACUGACAAAAAUUGGAAAAUGAGAUUCUGGCGGCAAUCACUCGAUUGUAUUGGUAUGGACGCGUAUGCAAAACCUCUUAACAAAAAAUUCUAAAUAUUUCAAAAUCCAUAAAUACAAAACCCCUGUGUUCAAUUACUAAAUCUCUGCUAAUUGGUGAGUUAAUUUCUAUAGAACAAAUAUGUAAAACAUUGUAUUCUUAUUGUUCCCAAUUUCAGGAUAAUACGAAUUUAUCAUAAGUAUUUGUUAAACGGACAAUCUAGGAACAUGAACUCACGUGUUUUUGCGAGUUACCCAUUCUGAAUUAUUGUUCCUUGUUUUUACGCACAGAAGCACGUGAAAAACCAAGAAUCUACUCUGAAAACAAUACAAUUU
Messenger RNA from Phaedon cochleariae (mustard beetle), 2866 nucleotides. NCBI's taxonomy places the organism in Eukaryota, Metazoa, Arthropoda, Insecta, Coleoptera, Chrysomelidae. The record is from the annotation of a GenBank genome assembly.